CAGAGCUCCGUAUGUAAACACCAGACAUGGCCGACGACAUGGACGAAGAUGAGGAGCAGUUGUUACCGGUACAUGAACUCGAAGAAGAGUUGAGCGAGGAGGAAAGUGGGAAUAGCAUGGGAGAUCAAGAAGAGGCCGAUUCUCCGGAAGAAGAAGAAGAGGAGGAUCAUCUUCAUGUAGGUUUUUUGCGUCGUCUUCACCUGCGUAUCAGAAGCAGACGGGACCAUGAUCGAGUAGAGAAACGCCCUACCAAGAUAACCUAUGACCCCUCACUUCCAACUGCCCACUCUUACCUUGGCUCUGACCUGGAGGAAUACAGUGGUCGGACAGUCCUUGAUGAAGACACUUUCAUCUCGCUGCCCCUCCUGCACCUUCCAGGGGUCAUCUUGUUGCCUGGCCAAACACUGCCCCUCCAUCUCUUCAAUCAGAGGAUCAUCUCCAUGAUGAAACACGUCAUACAGAACAACAGGACAUUUGGAAUGGUACAUGAUACUCAAAGUCAUGACAUGAGGACUGGUGUGGAGGGGAGCAUGUCAGCCAUUGGAACAACGGCUGAAAUCUUCAGUGCCAAGGAAGAGGAAGACAGCGGCGUGGAGACGAUGAGGGUGAAGGCAAUGGGAAGACAGAGGUUCCAAGUCAUGGAUACAAGGCGGCAAACCGAUGGGAUCGUCGUCGGCACUGUCCGCAUCAUCACCGAGCCUGAGUUGCCCGGAGCCCUAGAGGGUGCCCAGCUGUCCUCCCGGAACCGACUGAGGCCUAUACCCCUGCAGCUGCAGCAGCCCAGUGGCCCAGAGAGGAUGCAGUGGCUGCGGGAGAGGAGGAAGAGGCAUCUGGGCGCAGCUAACUGGACCUGGCUGCCUCCCUGGGUCUAUGAGAUGUAUGAUGCGGAAGUUCUGAUGCUUCACAUCAAAGCUGAGCUGAGGAGUUGGUACGAGGACUCGGUCAAAUUCCACACCCUGCCAUCCAAUCCUUCUGGUUUCUCCUUCUGGGUGGCAAGUAACCUACCACUGAACGACACACAACGGCUGAAGCUAUUGGAGAUCAACUGCCCGGUGCAGAGGCUACGGCUUGAGCUGGACACACUGCGCAAGUGUACAAUGCUGAACUGUACCAGAUGUGGUCUGGAUAUUGCAAACAAGAGUGACGUUUUCAGCAUGUCUCUUGAUGGUCCAAUGGCGGCCUAUGUGAACCCAGCAGGUUAUGUACAUGACACCCUGACCCUAUACCGCGCUCACAACCUGAAUCUGGUCGGGAGACCAUCACAGGAAAAUAGCUGGUUUCCUGGCUAUGCGUGGACCAUCCUGCAAUGCCGACACUGCGAUGGUCACAUGGGCUGGAAGUUCACAGCCGCCAAGCGCAAACUGAAGCCAGAGAUGUUUUGGGGUCUUACCAGGUCAGCGGUGCAGCCAGGCUUCAAGGAGGCCUCGCAGGAGCGGGAGAUGCCUCUGAUCUGAUGCAAGCCCAUCUGUGUCCAUAUCUCUGCUCAGUUGAGUUCAGUAAAGUCAUGUUUUGAUGGACGCACAAGUCUCCUAAUGAAUAACAGGCAUGACGGCUAUUUGCUUCAUCUGCAAGUGGCUGCUCGAUGAACGCUACGCAGUAAGCCAACAGUAGAACCUACUGUGGGAGCCUGCAUUGUACAUGCAUAGUGGCGAAAAGACCACGUCUAAAAUGAAGCCAUCCUAUGGCUAAUUGAAAAACCAGUAAUUGCUAUCUGUCUGUGAAAACCAACUACCGUAGUUACUUGGAGGGGACUGUGCUGAAUUCCAGCUUGGAGACUGCUGAAUCUUACACAGUCCGAACUCUAAAUCUAGAAUCUUCCUGCUCAUAUCAACAAAAGCUAACAAAAAUAACCUGUCAAAUAUCUUUGGCUUCAGCAAGGUAGUUCUUACACUCAUCUGUGAUCUCGAUUCAUGUAAGUUUCCUUGUACCAAAAGUGCUGAUUUCCUUGUAAACUUAAGUGACUUUCUGAUGAAAUGUUUUACCCAUACUGACAACGUUCACAACUUUGAUUCAUCAAAAGUACAGAAACCUUAAGUGUCUCUUUAUCAGACAUGUCAGCCAGGUGUCUAUUUUUUCUGCUACAUUUUUAACAUGUGAUUCACUGUUUAUGGUCACUUUCUUAAGGAAAUAUUUAAUAUAGUAUACUCGGUAUAGGCUUUUGUACAUGAACAAAUCAUUUGAGUGAUAGUCGCAGCAAGGCAUCAAUUUGUGUUAACCGAGAUUUCACUUACCACGCUUAAUGAAGACAUACAGCAUAUCAGUGUUCUAAAGCUCACUUUAAAUAUUGUAAAUUUGACACAAGUAAUUUACACUUCACACCCCCUUGAGAUACAACGGUGCAGAUGGCUUUGCAAAGGUUGAAGGCAUAGUGUACCGUAGCCACAAAUAUAUGACAGUUCUUGGUUACAUUUCACUAGGAUGUAUAUGAAUUGUUUCUUGGAAGGGUUUGAUGCAUCAGUAAUUUAGCACUAUUCUUCUGUCAAGAAGAAAGUUCAAAUUACUGUUCAUUAUCUUUUAUACAAUUUACAGGUAUACUGUACAUGUACACUAUACAAAUGCCAAACUGAAAGAGGCAAAUGAAUUGGCUGCGUGAGACUACUGAAGAAAAUGAUGUACAUGUACCAUCAGCAGCUUUCCUGAGCUGCAUAAGUCUGUCAUAACAUGUACAUGUUCUUGCAUUAUGUCAAAUGAUUUGUGUAGCUGUUAAGCACAUGUAUUUGGUACAGUCCCUAGAACAGUUCCUCACUUACUGGCCAAGUUCCACUGGUGACCCUUAGUCCACUGGUGGUUGAUUUGUGACAAGUACCGAAGAUAAAUUUGUGCACAGGCUUGGCUGCCAGGCAGACCUGACCUCUUGAUUAAUUAUAAUUGGUCAGUGAUUGAACUUUCGCCCAGAAGACAUUUAAAGAGAAACCUCAACGGUGGAAGAAAAUAAGAAAUCUGGCCUUCGUUUACUUGGAUCCCAUUAUAUGUAUCUAUGCCACAUAAACCCAAUAUUUUUGGUUUAAAAGAAUCACUUUGAAGACCCGUUUCUGCCGAGUGCCAUGGCUAGCUUUCAUGAAAGGAGCGUGUCGUCAUCGCUUCAUUUACAUCUCAUGAAUUCGGCCUUUCCAGGAUUUUGUCGACGUAGCACCAUGAAAACGGUUCUCCAGCUGGUGCAUGUACGCACUGAGUGGGCACAGUCAUGUCAGUGCACAUAAUUACACAUAGUAUAGUAACACAUGUGUAGUUACAGUUAUACACUGUCCCAAGUACGAGGCGCAGAGACUUACUGCUUUGAACCCAUUGUGCCCCGGAGCACCUCCGGGAUCCCAAUUGAGCUGACGAUGGGCCACCACUGGUGAACGUGGCGAUGAAGGAGACAAAGAUCAUUUGAUAAAUAUGGCUUGGUAGGUUCAGAGUGAAGGACAGAUGUCUUCAAUGUUUUUUAUGUUGUUAUUUUAUUCUGAAAAAGUGUCAGGCUAGGCUGGCAGCUCACGGUGCUCAUUUCCAUGGUGGUACAUGUACGUCAUCAAAAAAGUAGUUCUGCCUGGUGCCACCAACGGUACAAAUAUGAAAGUUUUUGAAAACCAGCAGAAUUGGUCCAUAUGUUUAUCGCAUUAUUACUAUUUAUUCAGAAGUCACAGUGCCACUUUACAACUUAUUACAUAGAUACCAUGUGAGUAUAUUAAACUGUAUUCCCAAUUUUUUUUUCACCACCGUUGGGGUGGCGCUUUAAAAAUAGGGACACAACGCUGCUUGAGAGCUCAGUUGCUAGAGUACCAAUUCAGUGUGCCAGAGAUCACUGGUGAAAAUGUCAUUUUUUUGUUCAGCCUAAUUAUUGUUCAUACAUGUAGUAAUGCAAUAAACUACGCAAAAGUCUCCAGCUAACAGAUGUGCAAGUGCGGUUAUACCCAAGCUAUAACAACAAAUAUAUGUCUCGAGAAUGAGUUUCAGCAUAUGUACAUGUAACCAAUACAUUGUAUGACCCUUUAGAUCUAUUGUAAACAGAUGUACAUGUAUUGUGCAUGAAGGUACAUACAGGUACACGAGUCUUUGAUGAGUGCAUGUUGCAAUCGCUUGUGAAAUCUGUGCUGAAACGAUACUUUUUGUAAGUUGUUGCAUUUGGUAUGUUUGGUUGCUAAUCUUACAAAGGCAGUUUAGUCAGCGGUUUGAUGGUCACACAACUGUAGGUUUAGAAUGUAUGUACGUCAAGUUGUUUGUGAAAUCCCAGCAAGAAUAUUGUUAGAGAAUUCUGACGCCACUCAGAGUUUAAUUAAUUGAACUUGAGAAGGUCACUGACCUCAAUUGAAUUGCUGAAUGACAUUGGCAACAACAAAUGUUGCCUGUAGCACAACAGAAAACAAAAAUGAAACAAUUACGGUACUUUGGCGUUUCGAAUCAAACAGUUGCUCUUCGAUGUGCCGAGUUUCCCAGUGAUUUAUCAGACCAGCAGUUAAAGUAACAAGAGGCAAGCAUGGAAAACCACUGUACACUUUAUCGUUAACGGUGAAACAAAACGAUUAUAGACAUCAAGUCCAUUAUGUUCACGUCUAGUGCUUAAAUAACAUGGUGGCUCUGUACUACUAAACAUUUUUCUAGUAUCCAACAACUAUCAAUGUUUGGUAUCACUGCCUAACGCACUGCAAACUGGCUUACAAUGAAAUGGAAUGAUUUAUAAUACUGAUUGCAUGGAGUGAAACAUUUAUUUGUCCAUGUACCAUUUGUACAGGUAAAUGAAACUGUUGAAAGUUCAUACUACAUGUAAGAUGCAACCUAGGCUUAAUGUUGUAAAUGGCAUGUAAAUAAAACGAUAUAGUUUGAA
This is a messenger RNA of Acanthaster planci (crown-of-thorns starfish), 4804 nucleotides long. Its product is annotated as protein cereblon-like. Lineage: Eukaryota; Metazoa; Echinodermata; Asteroidea; Valvatida; Acanthasteridae. The record is from RefSeq and is a predicted model, not a curated record.